UCCAGAGAUAGUCGGUCAGCGGCACCACCACCACCUCCGCCAUUGGAUUCUACCAAUCACAUGCAACACCAAAGCACACCGCUCGCUAGGCUUAGUCCAAGCAGUGAACUUAGUCAACAGUUACCCAGAAUACUCACGUUGAGAGACAUAAGCGGUAAACCACUUCAGACGGCACUGUUGGCCACCUCGUCGUCAGGCGUGGUGAGCAAAGACUGUCCUAUGCACAGCAACAGUGAACGGAGCUUGAACAGUCCGGUAAUGAGCGGUCACAGCCUGUCUGGCAGUGGUAUGUCCGGCGGCGGUGGUGGAGGUGGUGGCGUGGUCGGGAGCAAUAGUGGCGGUAGCGGCGGAGGCGGCAGUGGCGUGGGCAGUGGUGGGCGAUCGCAGUCGCAGCUACAGCAACAGCAACAGCACGGCCGACCACCCAGUCUGGGGAGCACGGUGGACGUUGUGUCAGGGACGGGCGGCAGCGGUGGACGGCCGUCCAACAUAAUGGUGGACGACCACGCACACCUCCGCCGGCACCAGCAGCAGCAUCACCGGCAGAACGACGAUGAUGACGACGACGACACCGGUACGUCAACUUCGUCGGACGAGAGUGGUAACGACUCGUUCACGUGCUCGGAAAUUGAGUACGAUAACAACAGCGUGUCGGGCGAGAAGCUCAGUGACGUAAUAUUCAACAAGAUCGGCAGCAGCGGUGGCAAGAGCGCGUCCGGGUCGUCGGACAGGGACUCUCAGCGCCGCCGCCGGUUGCCGCUCCCGUCUCAGCUCCCACCUUCGUCGUCCUCGUCGUCCGACGCCGCAGUCAUGGCGGCCCAACACCAGCAACAGCAACAGCACCAGCAACAGGAACAAAUGCAGGCGGCCGCGGGUUAUGACACGUUCGACUCUUCGUUCAGGGGCUCUCUGAGCACGCUGGUGGCGUCCGACGACGACGGGCCGAUGUACCGUAACGUCCGGACGCCCAACAACAACCCGUCCGAAUCGUCCAGCAUACCAGUGGGCCUUGGCUGGGAUUACCUGCUCAACUGGGCCCCGUCCAACAACGGCAUGAGGCCAAUCAUGCAGCCGCCGUCGCCGUCGUCACCUUACACCGACCACGAUCACCACUUGCACCACCACCAUCACCACGUUGGCAGUGGUGUUGGUGGUGGCAUCGGCAAUGGUCAGUCGGCCGCUGACUCUGCGGCGGCGAGAACGGGCGAAGGUACAUCAUCGUCCAGACAGUCACCAAAGUCUCCGGAAGAGUACGUCUGACGAAAAUGACGACAACGACUGCCGCGACCAUAUUGAGCAAUAAUAAAAAAUAUGUCGCGUCCGGUCGACGCAAACGGUGCUAGUCCAAUAUAUUAUUCCCGUCCCCCGAGCAGUCACCAUUAUUAUUAAUUAUUAUUAUUUUUAUGUAUUUUAAUUCCUGUCUCUUUCGAAUCACUUUUUUUUAUAUUUUUAUACUCUUAAGUAAUUUUACUACCUUGUAAAUGUGUAAUUAUUAUUAUUAUAAUAAUAUAAAAAAGUAUUAGGUACAUAAUCGUGUUCUGUACAAAAUAUUUUAAUCAUAUGUACAAUUUUCAUAAAUAUAAGAUGCCUAUUAUAAAUAAAUAUAAACAUAUAAUAUUAUAGUCGUAGACAUAUAUAUGUAUAAACUAUAUACAAAGAUACGUGUUUCGCGAUUGUACAUAAUAUUUGUGCCAUAUAGUUUUGUAAGUAAAAUAUGUAUAUAUAUAAAAAAAUAUGUGUACCAAUGAAUAAAAAAUUGACUGAUUUU
Molecule: messenger RNA, 1768 nt
Organism: Acyrthosiphon pisum (pea aphid)
Lineage: Eukaryota; Metazoa; Arthropoda; Insecta; Hemiptera; Aphididae
Product: cadherin-related tumor suppressor-like
Exons: 2
Coding region: 61-1260 (399 amino acids)
Source: RefSeq, a predicted model, not a curated record